AUGUGUGCUUUGAAACGAGGAGCAAACUGGACCACACAAGAGGACGAAGCGCUGUGUAUUGCGUGGCUGAACACAUCGCAAGAUGCAAGUGUCGGCAUCAAUCAGCGAGCGACAACUUUGUAUGAUCGCGUGUAUCAACAUUUCCUCGCAAUAUGCACUGAGAAGCAAAUUCCCGGUAAUCCAGAUCUACGUGCCCCCAAAGGCAUAGAAGUCAGAUGGCAUUACAUCAGCAAGAUGGUCAGCAAAUUCGCUGGCUGUCUUGCACAAAUUGAGAAUCGUUGUCAAAGUGGUGCUUCUCCGGAAGAUAUGCUGAAACUGGCGAUUGCAUUAUUCUCAAACAAGGAGAAAACCGCUUUUGCACUAAUGCAUUGCUACAUGAUUCUGCAAAGUGCACCGAAAUGGCAACAAUACCAUUCUGUAAAGACGUCUCCUAAUCCCAAAAGAGCCGCAACAGAAUCCGUCGAUUUGGCCCAACACGAAACAAGUGUUACAGAUGCUGUGCCUUCAUGUUCCAGUCGCCCGAUCCGGCAGAAGGCCAGUAAAGUUCAAAAGUUGUGUAAAGAAAAUCGCGCAGGAGUUGAAAUGGCCAAGGCUAGCUAUCUGUUGGCUUCUGCUGCGAAAGAAAGACUUGCCUACAGCAAACAAAAGACACUAGCCUUAAGUAGAAUUGCUAACCAUUCUAUUAUGUCAAUGAAGUUGGAUUGUUUGAACGAGACUGCAAAAGAGUAUUACUUGCUGGAGCAGCGAAGAAUUCUGAGUGAAACCAGGGAAUCAGCCUGUAACGAACUGGAAGCAAGACCGGAAACUCUAGAUAAUGACGAGAAGGUGGAUGUGGCCGAAGAUGUUGCUGGUACGGUAGGAGAUACUGAUACUGACGACUGUAUAGAGUAUGAUCCGGAUAUGACAGCAGAAUACACGACAGAAUUCUUGGAAGGGAUCGAUUCCAACGAUGAUUCUUAG
Messenger RNA from Ochlerotatus camptorhynchus, 960 nucleotides. RefSeq lists its product as uncharacterized. The transcript has 2 exons. The record is from RefSeq and is a predicted model, not a curated record. Bases 1 to 960 code for a protein of 319 amino acids. Lineage: Eukaryota; Metazoa; Arthropoda; Insecta; Diptera; Culicidae.